AUGAACUCGGAGCUAGAACGCUCCGGCACUUUAAAGAACCGCCUUUCGGUUUUACGACAUCGUCAGAGCACGUCUACCCUUUAUACCAUUGAUUUAGAUAGUGGAACAGAAUUUGAAGAUGAUUUUUACAGACUUGAUCGUGAGCUACAAGAACUCAAGCAGAGAAUAUCUAUUCAGUCCAAGCGAAACUUCGUUCUUGAAAAAGAUGUUCGCUUUUUGGACUCUAGAAUUGCCUUAUUGAUUCAGAACCGUAUGGCUCAAGAAGAACAAAAUGAAUUUGCAAAACGCUUGAGCGGUUCAUACAACGAAGUGAGGGGUGACUUUCCCGACGAUCAGAAAAUUCAACUAUACGGAGCCCUCUUCUUUCUUCUUCAGUCAGAGCCUUCGUAUGUUGCUAGUUUGGUUCGUCGUGUCAAGCUAUCAAACAUGGAUGCUCUUUUGCAAAUAGUCAUGUUUAAUAUCUACGGAAAUCAAUAUGAAAGCAGAGAGGAACAUCUUCUCCUUUCCUUGUUUCAAAUGGUUCUUACUAGUGAAUUUGAAGCUACUUCAGAUGUCACGUCCUUACUCCGUGCAAAUACUCCUGUCUCUCGAAUGAUGACAACGUACACACGUCGAGGCCCUGGUCAGGCGUAUCUUCGAAGUAUAUUAUAUCAAAUAAUUAAUGAGGUUGCCGCUGAUGAUUCAAAAUCGUUACAGAUCAAUCCUCUUCAAGUUUAUCAACAACUUGUCGAUAACGCAACCUUACCUAUCGAUGAUGUUACUGGAUUAACCACUGAAGAGAUCGCCAGUAUACCCAUAAUUAAAGAAACUAUUGCUGAACGUUCUACUGAGUUGAAACAGAUAACUCAAAGAUUCCUCGAAUCUAUUUUAAGAAGCUUAGAUGCUGUUCCCUAUGGUAUCCGUUGGAUCUGUAAAUUGAUUCGGUCUUUAAUCAAUCGCUUUUUCCCCAAGGUACCAGAUAGUACUAUUUGCUCCUUAAUUGGCGGGUUCUUUUUUCUGCGUUUUAUCAAUCCGGCUAUCAUUUCGCCCCAGACAUCCAUGCUACUGGAAACUAAUCCGUCAGACAAUGUUCGAAAAACUCUGGCUGCUAUUGCAAAAAUAAUUCAAAGUGUAGCAAAUGGUACAAGUUCUUCCAAAAGCCAGUCUCCAAUGUUUGAGCCCUUUUUAAGAUCAUACGAGACUAAGGUGCUUGAUUUUCUUCAUAAAUUAGGUGAUGUUGAUGACUUCUACGAUGCCCUUGAGUUGGAUCAGUACGUCGCCUUGUCCAAAAAGAACCUGAAUCUUGAAAUUACGGUUAACGAGAUUUAUUUGACUCAUAAAAUCAUAUUGGAGAAUUUGCCAUACAUACCUGAUCCGAAUUCGCACAUUCAUACCUUGAUGGAUGAACUUGGUGAAGCUCGUGAACCAGUCCCUCAGUUUGAUAAUUGGUUGGUAUCCAUCCAGUUAUAUAAUAGAUGGGAAUCUUCAAUCCCGGAUUUAUCGAGGAAGUUGAAAGUCACGCGUGAAGAUAUCUUGUUUGAUGAUGCUAAAACAUUAUUUUUACAAUUACUUCGGCUUUUCCCUAACGGUCACCAUGUAACAAAGUUACCCUUGCAGCUUCGAAAAAUAGCUGAUGCGGUAUCUAAUUUCAAAAAUAGUUCUUUAAUUAGAAAAGGUUUAAAAGCUAUUCAACUUUUGGAACGUUUAUCUGAUUUAAAUCUUGUUUACAAGGAAAAUAAUUAUGAGCCUUUAGCUUCCGAGGUUGAAAAGGAGUAUCUCAGUUUCGAUAAGAUUAUUCGAAGAAUUCAAGUCGAAAGAGAUGCUUUAAAAGACGUUCAUAAAGCUAUAUGUGAUCACAACGAAUAUUUACGAACGCAAUUGGAGAUCUAUGCUAGUUAUUUGGCCAAUGCCAGAAAUCAAAUAUCUGGAACAAAUGGUGAAUCCAAAAGGCUAGCUCGCGGUGUCGGCGUUAUUGGAAUCAAGCCGAAGCACAACAAGACCGGUGAGGUUGUUCGAUUUUCAGCGCUCCAAAUGAAAAAGGAAUCCAUACUAUUGGAUUUCUCAUUUACAAACGCAGAUCCAGCCAAUGUCUAUUUUACGUUUGCUAGGCUACAGGAUGGGAACUUCCAAAUUUCCAUAUACGAAGGCAAUCAUCCACGACCCAUAAAAGAAUUACAAGUCGCUCUAGAACAGGUGAGUCAAAAGAGAUAUACUCAUGAUUCUGUUUUAGAUACAAAAGAUGUCAAAUUUGAAGCAAAUAAGCUUUACCAUCUUUUUGAACAAGUGUUUUUGAGAAGAUAA
Molecule: messenger RNA, 2280 nt
Organism: Schizosaccharomyces octosporus yFS286
Lineage: Eukaryota; Fungi; Ascomycota; Schizosaccharomycetes; Schizosaccharomycetales; Schizosaccharomycetaceae
Product: GTPase activating protein Gap1
Exons: 1
Coding region: 1-2280 (759 amino acids)
Biological process (GO): regulation of actin cytoskeleton organization; regulation of GTPase activity
Cellular component (GO): cell cortex
Molecular function (GO): protein binding; GTPase activator activity
Source: RefSeq, a predicted model, not a curated record